Anneissia japonica is the source of this 1576-nucleotide messenger RNA. Its product is annotated as GTP-binding protein SAR1b-like. Bases 114 to 869 code for a protein of 251 amino acids. Gene Ontology annotation, molecular function: GTPase activity; GTP binding. Gene Ontology annotation, biological process: vesicle organization; endoplasmic reticulum to Golgi vesicle-mediated transport; membrane organization. The transcript is spliced from 6 exons. Gene Ontology annotation, cellular component: COPII vesicle coat; endoplasmic reticulum exit site. Lineage: Eukaryota; Metazoa; Echinodermata; Crinoidea; Comatulida; Comatulidae. The record is from RefSeq and is a predicted model, not a curated record.
UUUGUUUAGGUGGUUCUAUAAUUUAUUAUACGUUAAUACACUGAAUUGUGACAUUUUAUAAAAGUCUUUUACAAAUGUCUGUAGCAUAGGCCAAUCACAAGAAGCGUUAUAUAAUGCUACGGGCUUUCACUGACGUAUGGAAUGCAGCCAUCUUGGUGUCUUCUCGGAUCGUAGGAUUUCCCAAUGACACUGAAAUAAGGUUUAUACUUUCACCUAUAAUAGUAACUAGUCGGCUACAUCAAAAAGUGCUGAUUUCGAGUGAGGUUGAACAAGAAAAUAACAAAAUGUUUAGUGGUUUAUUUGACUGGUUUACAAAUAUACUUAGCUUUUUAGGUUUAUAUAAAAAGUCAGGAAAGUUAGUAUUUUUAGGCCUAGACAAUGCAGGCAAGACAACUUUACUUCACAGAUUAAAAGACGAUCGAAUGGCACAGCAUGUUCCAACAUUACAUCCAACUUCAGAAGAACUUCAGAUAGGUGGGAUGCGAUUCACAACCUUUGACCUUGGAGGUCAUCAACAGGCUCGGCGUAUUUGGAAAGACUAUUUGCCAGCAGUAGAAGGUAUCGUAUUCUUGGUGGAUGCAGCUGAUAGAGAAAGACUCAUGGAAUCAAAAGAAGAACUAGAUAGUUUGAUGACAGAUGAACAAGUUGCUAAUGCACCUAUUAUGAUCUUAGGAAAUAAGAUAGAUUGUUCCACUGCGUGUAGUGAAAAUGACCUACGAUCAAUACUUGGACUACAUGGACAGACUACAGGCAAGGGCACAGUUCCUCUCAAGGAUUUACCAGGCCGCCCUCUAGAGUUGUUUAUGUGCAGUGUUUUGAAGCGACAAGGUUAUGGUGACGGAUUUAGGUGGUUAGCGCAGUACAUCUAAUCUCUGUGUGCAUUUAACCUAAAAGUAGAAUCAGGGAUGCCCUCAAUAAGGUGAUAAAAUACGUUAAAGCAAAACAGAUAACGAUCAUUUUGAAAAGAAAAAUGAGAAAACAUUCACAAAUACACCAGCUAAAAUGGAAAUGUUUAGAAUUCUUAAAGCUGAACUGGUAGCAUUCGAGCUUUUGCACUGAAAAUAUUGGCCAAUUGUAAACAUUUAAAUAUGAUAAAUACUACCCGAUUGUUACCAGGAUGGAAACAAAAUGGCGGUAGAUAGAAACAGAAUGGCUGAUGAUAUAGACAGUAAACAUGAGGGUGUCCUUCUCAGUAGCAUUUUUAACAAUUAACACAAGAUUUCUGGAAUAUGAAGUUAUUAACAUGAACACUAUACAAGCCAUUUAUAACAAAUUCCUUUUAAACCAGGAGAAACUUGCCACUGUUUUUGAAAUUAUAUACAAAAAUAGUUUUGAAGAAAAAAUCUAAAAAGAUAAUUAUAAACAAGGAAAAAACAAAAAAUUGAUAUCUUAUUUUCCUGGAGGUAUACUACAAUAAAACAAAUUCUAGAACACAAAAUGUUUGAGGUCUUUAUAUAUUGAAGAUAAAAAAACAAAAUGUUUGAGGUCUUUAUUGAAGAUACUGUAGUUUAGUUUCAACAUGGGGGAUGUACAUGUUAUGAAUUAUGGUAAUAAAAAAAGAAAUGAUUUAAAUUGA